Molecule: messenger RNA, 9674 nt
Organism: Zeugodacus cucurbitae (melon fly)
Lineage: Eukaryota; Metazoa; Arthropoda; Insecta; Diptera; Tephritidae
Exons: 9
Coding region: 792-1739 (315 amino acids)
Biological process (GO): regulation of cell differentiation
Cellular component (GO): membrane
Source: RefSeq, a predicted model, not a curated record
UGGUUUACUUCGUCGCCAAGCUUGGAUAACGGGCUAUAUGGCUGCUUGGCAGCGACUUAACGACUGCUGCUACUGUCAGUUGAGUUUCGACAGUACGUGUAUACAGAGGUGCGUCUAACGUUGUGACCGUUACGUAGAAAUCUGAUUGUGAAACGCGCGUCUGUUUGUUUGUCUGUCUGUCUGGCCGCCUGCCUGCCUGUCUCACUGAAUGUCUAGUCUUGUUGUCGUUGUCGUUGUUGUCGACGUCGAUUUUCGCCUUUUUUGCCUUUCGCCUCUGCCAUAAAGGAAAACGCUCCGCUAAAGAACGCGCGCCCGUGUGCUUUUGAGUGUGUGCGACCACGUCAAGUUGUUUGUAGCCAGCAGCAAGCAACCACCCGCACGCGAGCGGCUAGCACAGCGUCAUUGUCGUCGUUGAUUUACUAACCGUGACAUCAUUUGCGCAGAAAGCAAACUCUUAUUUUUUUACAACAAAUUACAAAAAAAUUGCAAUCGCAAAAAUAUUAUACACGCAUAUACAUAAAAAGAAAAUAAAAUAAAUAUAAUAAAAUAAAAAUUUAGUGAAAAGCGACAAUUAUUUUUUAAAGCAAAUUUUACGCAAAAUAAAAAGCAAAAGAAAACAACACCAACUAAAUUAUCAGCAAUCAAAUAAAAUGCAACAUUUUCGAAGCUGAGGCAAGUUUUUUUAAGUGUUUAAGUGCGCACCGUUAAAAUACUCCAUUCGAUUUCAAUAAACGAGCGUCUAGCAAACAAUAAACGAAAACGCCUGAAAGUAGACAUUAAAGCUGCCAAAGAUGUUCUCCAUGUGUUCGAAAGUGAAGCCACGAAACUCAACAGCAACAGUGAAUACACAACAACCAACGGGCACGGUUGGGAAACAAAUUAAAGGAGGAUACUUGUUGCGUUACAAAAAGCAAUUGCUGUGGAAUCGUUGGGCCGAGGAAUGGGUAGUGCUGUAUGAUGAUUCAACAAUGGCUUGGUUUACGGAACCCGGUCGUUCAUCACCAGCUGGAAAAAUACUAGUCAAAGAAGCGCCCGAAAUGUUGGCCAUUGCACAUUGGACUGGGCAAAUACCACGACGUCCACCACUGCCCGAAGGCUGUAGUGUGUCACAGCUGAUUGCGUUGGGCUCGAGAAGAAAGCGCUCCAAAGUCUAUUGGAUGUUGGCCAAAUCAGAACAGGAAGUGAGCGAUUGGGUUGACGCCAUUACUAAGACGCUGCCGCCACCACCACAAAUCGAGCUCGUAGUUGACAAGCCGCAUCUUAUGAACGUUUUACGUCGCCCAUUGGUGCGCAUACGACCGGCCACUACGUCGGAGGUGAAACAGCGCAAAACUUCGGCGCAUCGAAGCAGCAGUAGUGCUCAUCCGGCGUUGGCCCAUCAUCGCACGUUCUACGUACAGGAUCCGCUGGUGAAGAGCGAUGCCGCCGUUGCCAUAUUGAGUAAAAAGCCCGAUUCGAAGCCGGCUUUGGCCUGCGCAUUGCCCUGGGGACACGGUUGGGGCUGGGCCACUUUGCCGAAUGGUGUGUGGAGUGGCGGUCUCACUUGGUCGCAGUGUGAGGACACUUUUACCCUACAUGCACUGCCCACCACGCACUGCACCAAUCUUGUGGACACGUCCUGUAGUGGCGCCGUCUAUCACACCGAUAUCGGCGGCUUCGAUUUUCAUUCGACUGGCGUCGAAGAUCUCGGCGGUGAGGACUUCGACUAUGCCAUGGAUUGUGGCGAUUUCAUAUUUUAAGCGAGAGCAAGAGAACUUCCAUAUAAAAUAAGCAUAGAGCGGACAGAGUGAACUCACAACAGGCAAUAGCGCGAAAGGAGCAUGAGUGGCAUUAAAGAGGAGGAAAAAAACGGAAGUAAAGAAUUUCAAAAAAAAAAAAAACAACAAAAACAUUUUAACUGAAAAAAUAUAACCACCCCACCCUAGAAACGAGUGCAAAGGCACUUGAACGCUUAUAAGUUAAAUAACAAAAACAAAAAGUAAAACAUAGUUUAAUAACAAGGGCUCACAUGAUAAGUAAAAUAAUAAUGGACUCACCUUCUAGUACUUUGGAAUAAAUUUUCACAUUUUCGCUGCACCCGAGUCUUGAACGAAGAAAAAACGAGCCAAACUGCAAAAGUAAAAACAAAAAAAUUAAAAGUAAAAAUAAAAAUAAAAAUAAAAGAAAAUCUAGAAAUAUUGAAUUAUAUAAAUGUUAACUAAUAUUACGGGUAAUACGAGAACGAAUUUUCAGUUGGGUUCUCAACUGCGUGACAAUUUCGAGUUUUUGCAUUUUAUAAACGCCUUCGUUUAAACGAAACGAACGGUGAGUGGAAUGGCAGAUUGGAUCAAAUUACUAGCCAAAAAAUAACAACAACAAAAAACCCAAAAACGCAAAUAAUAAAAAUUAAAGAAAACAACAACAACAACAACAAAUAUGAGUAUAUUCCAAUGGAUUUCAAAAGAUGCCAAAUUUUUGUAGGACGCCAGACAAAAACAGCGCAGCAGGGAAAACACUGACCCACAUUUAGGCGCCGGGUGCACCUAAGGGACGGGUAGCUGGGAAUUAGUAUUACUUAUGUGUAUAUUGUAGGGAUGUUUACACACACGACGUCGUCAAUAGUUGUAGUUGAAAUUUAACCAAUCAUAGCGCAUAUUAAAAAAAGAAAAACAAAGAGAAGCCAAAAAUAAAAAUAAUAAAAAAAUUUUGAAAAAAAAUAAAAAAGAAAAAUAGUAGUAAAUUGAAAAAAAAGAGAUUUAGCAUUUUCAGCUGAUAGAAAAUGUUUAUUUUUAUGUGUAUAUGUACGUAUGUAUGUGUGAAACAACAUAAUAGGGGACGCCAAGAAUUUAGAAACCAUAGUAAAGUUUUGAAAACAAAAAAAUUAAAAAAAGGCAAACGCUAAAAAAAUAUUACGUGGUAUAUUUGUAGGUUACAAAAACAGCAAAAAAUGCAAAAAUAAAAAGAACAAAAACAAGGAAAAACGAAACACACACAGACACAUAGACACAAAGUACUCAUUGAUCUGCCAAAUAGUUUUGAAAGAUAUUUAACGUAGGUAUUGUAUUGCAAUUAAAUAAGAAAACACAAACAAAGUUAAGAAUAAUAAUUAACAAGAACAAGAACAAGGAAUCGUUGUACACAAGGAAACGCGCCACCAAAGCAACAAUGCGAAUAAAACACGAGCAACAUUUAAUUGACAAUGCAAACAGUUUUUUGAAAUGCCGAAUUGAUUAUAGAUUUUUUAAAUGAUUUUUCGAUUUUUUACUGUUUUUACGUAACGAGAGAUAAAAUUAUUAGAAAUAAACAAGAAAACAAAAAACAACAAAAACAAUUAAGUGUUAAGAAAAAAUGUAAUUUUAGCGAAAAACCUAGACAAACCACGAGCAACAUGCUGGCAAUGUUCUCCGUUAAAUUACAACAACAAUUGUCAAAUUUAUAUAGCAUAUAGCGAUAAUGUAACACUUGACGAGAAAAAUCAGUAAAAAACAAACAAAAAAAAAAUAAAAAAUAAUAAACCAAUGUUUGUAUGUAGUAAAAAAUAUAGAUUAUUAUAAAUUUCAAGCGCACGGCAUGAAAAGCGAAAAAAAAACAAAACCAAAAUAAAAAAUAUAAAAGUCAAAAAUAUUUUAUGUGGGAUUAAAGAAAAAAAGCAAUGAAACAACAAUUAGAAAUAGAAGGGAACAACAAAGAAACACAAAUCAAAUAAAAAAUCAGUCAUAAAACUGCAGUGCUGCAAUGCGCUCGACAAAAAAAAAAUGUUUUCAAAUAAAAUUACACUCAUGUAGAAAUCAGCUCAGAAACCAGAAGUAUCAAAGACGGCAGAAUAUUAUUAACAUUGACAGAAGAAAGCAAUAGUAUAUCAUGUAUCUUUAUUGGUUGGAUGCUGCUGAACGCCCGCAACUAGUGUUCCUUCCUACACCGAUUAACCUCAAAACACCAACAACAAGACAUACAUAAUGCUCUAUGAUAUUAUAAGGAUUACAAAAAGAGUUAGAGAGCGAUUGAUAGAGGGAGAGAGAGAGAGAGAGAGAGAAAAUUGAGAAAUAGUGAGAUAGAAAGAGAGAUAGAGUGAACAAUAGAGAGAUAAUACUAGUUCCGACACGGUGAUUCUUCAAAAAUAAACUAGAACCAGACUAAUGAAAAUGGGUUUAAUUUCUAAAAGAGUUUUAUCAGCAUAAUAAUUUUGAAAACCCGUUUCUUUUUUAAAACAAUAAUUUCUUUUGCUGAAAGUAUGUUUAUCAAAAUUUAAACUUUUUGAUUACAAAAUUCAUUUGAAUUGUAGGUGUACCAAAACCGAGACUCAAUUUUCUUUGUUCAUGAUAAGGAUUAUGUAAAACUGAUCUUCAUAAAUUAUAAUUUUUCUUAAAGAUUUAGAUUGACACUUCGUAUUUAUUGCUAAACUACUUUCUAGUGCUUCAAGCUGAUUACUAUCUUUAGGAUUGUGAUUGAAAGCUUUCAAGGAUGACAAUUUUUUCUAUGUGUGAUCACAUAUAAUCCGUACAAAAUACAAUUCAUAAGAAUUCCAAAAUAAUUUAAUACAAAUAAUCAAUUUUCAUAGAAGAAUGAAAAUUUCCUAUAUAUAAUCUGAUUUUAUGGCUUUGAAUUCCGUUAAAAUGUGGAGUUUCGGUAAAAAUAAUCUGCUGAUUAAUAUUCAAAAACUUGAAAACUUUCUUUCAUGGAAAAAAAAUUUUCAUUAAAUUUUUUGAAUUCUCCUUCGCUGUUAUUUAAACGCUUAAGUAACAUGACCUACAUUUGUAUGUCCGUAUUUUAUUAUGAACCACUGUUAAUUUACAUUGACACUUGCCAAAAUGCGUGUUGUCCUUUAACUGUAACACAUACAUAUAAUCUAUAUGUCUGUAGAUUUUCGCUCUUUCAUGACCUAAAUACAUAUUGACACGAACUUCGCUGUGCAUUCACGGUGUCAAUACGUUUGUAUGUGUAUAUGUGGAAAUACGGUUAAUUGAGAAUUCAUGUAGUAAUUAAAUUCCUUAAUAAUUGUCAAUUAAGCCUUGAAAAAUCAUACAUAAUAAAUAAAAACAUGGAGCGUAUGUAUGUAUACAUUUCGACAAAAAAUACAGUUGUAACCACAUGGAAAAAUAUUUACAAAGAAUUAAAGCAAAAUCCGCAAUUUGAAGGAUUUAUUUCGUAUAAUUAAAUCUAUGAAAUAAAACAAGCAAUUCCUGAGAAUAUUCACAACUGAAGAUUUACAUACAUACAAUACUACAUCUGUGUGAAUAAAUAAUACAAUAUUACACAACAGUUGAAGGAAAAGUGAAAUUAACUCAAAGUGAAGAUAAUUCAAUUCCCCUUCAAUUUAAGCCGCGAGGUUACCAAAGUUAUUUCUAAAAUAGACAGUUAAGGCGCAUUUCUUUAAUUGAUGUAUGGAAGGCAGAUGAAGUGUAGACGAUGAGGUUAUAAAUUCCAUAGAUUUGAAAUGAAUAUAUUAUUCCCAGUCUACAACCAAUCUCAACCCAAUGUGAUGUUUUCAUUAAGUCAAAUUCAAUGUCAGUUAAACAAAAGAAAACGGUUGUCAUUUCAUUAAUUAUUGCAAGGCUUUUCAAGUAAUUUCGGACACCUGGUGCAAAACUCAAAUAUAAGCGAGUCAAUCAAAGUGGACAUUUUAAUGACAGCAUAAUCGAAAUAAUCGAUUAAAUUCAUACGGCAGUGUGAAAACAGAAGACAGUUGUUAUAACAUUAACUGACGAUUUGCUUUUGACAACUUAAUCAACUUCCGAUUUCUCUAUCUUUAAUUAAUUGAACUCAAUUGAAACGGAUUUUAUUUAACAGAAAAGAGAGGAGUAGUGGUGACAAGUACCUCAUCGACGUGAAAUAUGUUGAAUCGAGUUUUGCUUGUUCUUUUUCAAUUAGAUAAACGAUUUUUGAUAGGUUCACAAGCAAUGAGCAUAUGAAAUCUAUAGUAGGAUAAUAUAUUAAAUAUCAGACUACCUUUUAGUGGGUUAUGAGUUGAAAUCACGAAUUAAACGAAAUUCAUAGAAAGCAAUUUUAAUAGCGGUCGUUCUCAGCAGGAAAAGAAAUAAAAGCAAUAGAUCUGCAAUAGAUGAGUUAUCGAAGAAGAUGGAAAAACUGGAAUUUUAGAGCCAGUUAAGAGAGAAUAUUAACACCAUAUACCACAGGGAUUAGGUUAUUAUACAAAAUCAUGUUUAAUUUGGAAAAUCGACAAGAACUCAAUAUUUUUUCUCCUUAUAAAUACCAAAACACCACGAAAAUAACAGAAACACCAAAUCACAGUUAAAUCGAAGUUAAAUGUUGAAAAAAUAUUGAAAAUGUUGCAAAUAUACAUAUGCCACAGAUUGUAUGCUUUAUACGAUAUUUUGUGUUGCAAUUCUCAAGACGAAGGUUGAAGUGAAGCCCUUAUUACCCUUUUACACACAAGAAAACUUUAUAAGCAUGUACUUGUAUUCAUAGCACGGCCCGUUCCUGGACUAACUUUUGAUCCCACAGUAUGUAUGUACGUACGCAUGUACACGUAUUUACAUUGGUAGACUACAAGACUUAAGCAAUUGUCGCAGUGACAUUAAAAUAAUAUGUAUGUUUAUGUAUGAAGAUCGCAUUGUUUGGCUUUAUAUGUAACACAUACAAGCAAAGUUAUAAACUAAAAUAAAGCAAAUGAUAAAUGAAAAAAAUAAAUAAAUAAAAAAUUACAAAAGAAAAAAUGAAAAUGAAAUUAUAAUCGAACAAUAAUGCAAAAAAAAAGAAUGAAUAGCAAUGCCGAAAAGCAGCAGCAAAAUGCAAUGUUAACGAAGAAACAAAAAAUAGAAAAUGAGAAAAACAAAAAACGCUUUGAAUAUAUUUGUCGAAAAGGGUGUUGGUAUUUUUGAUUUUUCAAUGUAAAAUGUGUCUUAGAAAUUGCAAAGUUCGCCACUAUAGAUUGGAAAUGUAUGUAUGUACGUGUAAAAUUUAAAAUUUUUGUGAAAAAAAAACACAAGAAAAAAAACUAUUUGAUUAAACAAUUACUGUGUGGACACACCGGAAAAGCAUAGUUGUUGUAUGUCGGCGCCGGAAAACAAAAAAAAAAUUGAAAAAACUAAUUAAUUGAAAAGUCUUCGAAAAUAACUGCAAAAGUGGCAUUUAUGGAAAUAAUAUUAACGGUAAUUUGAAAAAAAAAAACUCAUUUGAAAGUAGGCGCUGAUAUAACGUUUUAACCAUAUUUACAACUGAAGUAAGCAUAAAUGUAAUUUCGAAAACUCAAAUGACCUCCGACAAUCAUCAUAUGAUAUCUCAUCGAAUGCGGAAACAAACUUUUCAUUUUAAUUUAUUUAUUAAAUAUUUUUCAUUUUUUUCUUUCUAUCAACAUAAAUUAUUUUUAUAAUUUUUUUCUUAAAAAUGUCUUUAUAAAAAUCGGAAAUAGUAAACGUGAUUGAGGUUGUCAAAAAGAACUAUGAAAUCGUAGAUUUUCCACAAGUUGAAAUGAAAUUAGGAAAAUAACACACCAACAAUUUUAAUUCUUGAAUCUAGUUGUCAUUUGUGAGAUCAGUGGCUGGAAUGAUCUUACAGUCAGUGUUAUUUCAUGCUAGUAAAGCCUAUUAUGAUUCUUAAUUUCAAAUAAACAUUUGCAAAACCUUCGGUUUGAUAUCACAACACUGACUACAACACUAACACUUCAACAUUAAUAAAUGAAGAAUUUAACUUAAUACACUUCCAGACAGCCUCGUAAUUGACUUAAUUAGUAAUACUUUUACUACAUUUAUUGUACCUAGUUUAAAUCGCGAAAUUAGCAGAGACAACUGUGGCAUUAUUUAAUUGGAAAAAGCUUUGUCGCGAAUAAAAUGUAUAAUAUUAUAACUUCUAAUACAUUUUUCAUCUUCUACAAUCAAUGACAAUUUAUUGUCAUUUUACUACCAAUUGGGCUAUUAAACACUAACUUUGACAACUAGUUAAUUGUUUCAUUUCAUUGUAAAUUUAGUACAAUCAUGUGUUAAACUGUCGAAAUAGCACUGAUGCUACUAAUUGAUUGAAUUAAUGGGCUGUCUGAAAAACGUUUUAGACUUAACAUGGAUUCUAAUUUAACAGUAUUAUGUAAUAGCCUUUUCGCACAGGAGUUAAUCGAACAAAACGGCCUUUGCUCGAUAAAAGCGCUGAUUUAGAUCGAUUUACCAUACCAAAUAAAAAUAUAUUUUUCAUAUAUUAAUUCUUAAUUGAAUACUAAUAGAGAUGAAACUCUUCGGAUUGUUGCCCACUUUGUAAAUUUGGUUAUGGUUAUUGAUAAAUAGUAAUCAGCUGUUGAAACUUUCCAACUUCUUAAGAGCAGCGAAAGAAAAUGUAUAAUAGCUGAGCGUUAAUCGUAGUGGCCGGCUAUGGGAAAGGCAAACUGAUAAUUGAGAAUAUAAUCUUCAUGCACUAAAUUUAUUUGGCUGUGCGAAAAGGUUAUAAGUCUUCAAUGAAAGUCUUCAUAUCUGAAGACUUGAAUAUUUUCAAAUAAUUUUUGUAACUCUGAAUUUUCGAAACUUUUUUUUUUUGAUUUAUCACGGUAAUUUUUUUUAUUCAAAGUUAGUAUUUUACUCUUGUUUUUUAUAGAAUGAAAUUUGGAUAUUUUUCAAUUUAAAAACUAUUUUAACUAUUUUUUUAUCAAGGAAAUUAAUAAUAUUAUUCAUAUUCAUUAAUGAAGUCUUCGAUAACAUUUACAUAUACACACGUGUAAUUGUGUAACAUAAUGUAGUUAGAUGUAUAGAAUGUACAAUACAUAAGCACAAUUAGAUUUAUGUAGACAAAGGAAAUAAAAUAAUUUGCAAAUGAAAAAAAAAAAACAAAACAAAAAACACGCUAACACAAAAACAAAGUCCAUGAAAACGUUAAAAACGCGAAAAUCAUACACACAAACACACGCAUACUUACAUGUGUGAAAGUAAAAAAAAUAUAUAUAUAUACAUAUAUGUAAAUGAAAAAAAUAAUAAUUGAAUAACAAAAAAUGCAGCGUGUUAAGAUUAUUUUUUUGAGAAAAAGCGGCUAAAUAAAAUUAACUCACGCCAAGAAAGACUAGAAAUUUUCGAAAUUUUAAAUAUUUUAAUAAUUGAUUGAAAAAUAGGUUUCUAGUAUUUUAAGCGAAAUCACGAAAUAAAAAAACUGCAAUUUCAUAUUUUUAAAAUACAAUGCACACACACACAUGCAGACACGCAUACAUACAAAUGUAUGUGUGUUUGUCGGUAUUUAUGAAUUUCACGCGUUUCCCAAAAAAGUCUUCGAGCGAACUGCAAUCGUUUAACAUUUCGAAACACAAAACCGUUAUAAGAGUUUAAGCUGGAGAUGAAGAAGAUGCAAAAGCAGAGGAGAAAAACCAUAUAAACAUAUAAAAAAUGUAGCAUAAUUAUUGCAUGUACUGUGUAUGUUUGUAUGUAAUAGCGAAAGCGUGUAGUAUGUAGGCAAAAUUGAAAUAAAAAAUUAUAUGAAUAGUAAUAAAAAAUAAAAUAAAGAAAAACAGCAACAAAAACAAUGUGUUUCGCGUUUGCAAAAUGCGCUGUUCUAGGCACAUCUAGAGAUGUAUUGUAAUUUGUAUUGUAAUUGCGUCGAUGUCUUAUUGUAUGUUAUUGUUGUAAUGUAAUGUAAUGUAAUGUAGUGUUGCGUUAUGUACACAUAACACAACGUACUAACAUAAAUGAACAGUACAUGUAGCCUGAUUAAGAAAAAUAAAACUGAAAAAUAAAUAAAGAUAAAUGUACACACCCCGCAGAAAAGAGAAA